Messenger RNA from Neohortaea acidophila, 1167 nucleotides. RefSeq names its product Pex12 amino terminal region-domain-containing protein. The transcript has a single exon. The coding region runs from base 1 to 1167 and encodes 388 amino acids. The record is from RefSeq and is a predicted model, not a curated record. Gene Ontology annotation, cellular component: peroxisomal membrane. Gene Ontology annotation, molecular function: zinc ion binding. Lineage: Eukaryota; Fungi; Ascomycota; Dothideomycetes; Mycosphaerellales; Teratosphaeriaceae. Gene Ontology annotation, biological process: protein import into peroxisome matrix.
AUGUCGGACUAUGUGCGAGAGAGCGGCAGUAUCGAAGCGGGCAGGGAACAGCCCGACUUUUCAUAUCCCUGGGCAGCGGCCCCCGACAUCAUUCGAUCCCACCAGAAGGACGCCUACUUCCAAUCCGUCCUUCUGGGGCGACUCGAGGCCGUCAUCAGGUCGCUAUAUGGCUCACGAACGGCGCAUAACUGGACGGCCGAAGCUCGAACAUUCACGGAACUGCUCUACUUGAGCCUCACGACUUUCGUCGGAAACCGGACCUUGGGCGAGGAGUACACGGAUGUGGUGCAAGUCGAACACGAUACACAUCGCCUUCCUUCUUUAUUUCGCCGGUCGGGCUACAUCUUGUCGAGCGUCAUCUUGCCGUACGCCUUGACACGCUUCCUCCCCGCCUUCCGAAGACGGCUCCGCGCAAAGCUGGAAUCGACCUUGCGCAAGGAGCACACUCGCCGGAGGUCCUCUCCAUCGCUCAGCAAACAGCCGGCAAGCAAAACAUUCCACCUCCAAGAGUACAUCCUCAAACAUCUCGACGCCAUCACCUCGCCAUCCGCCGCAUAUGCCUUGAGUCUCGCGGUCUUUUACUUCAGCGGGGCCUACUACUCCCUCAGCAAACGCGCCUUUGGCCUUCGUUACGUCUUCACUCGCAAACUCACCGACAGCGAUCAGCGUGUGGGUUAUGAAGUCCUUGGCAUCCUGCUUGCUCUCCAAAUGGCCGUGCAAGGAUACCUGCACGUCCAAGACACCUGGCGCAACGUGCAGACCACCAAUCUUCCAUCCAACGCCGCUGGAUUAGCCGGAGGAAGCGCAGUAAUCGAUGGUGGGGUCGAGAUAGACACGGAUGCAACCAUCUCCGCCCCAUUGCUGUUCGAGACACACCACGGCACCGACCCUGCCGCACAACAGGCGCACAUCUCCAAGAUCACGAAUACACCCCAGCCGCGACCACACCGCUACGAUCUUCAUGACGAGCAAGUCAUGCAGUGGAUUGAUGGGAAGCAGCAGCGCAAAUGUACGCUCUGCCUGGAGCCGAUGAAGGAUCCAUCGGUCACGACGUGCGGACACGUCUUCUGCUGGACCUGCGUCACCGACUGGUUGAGAGAGCAGCCCAUGUGUCCGCUGUGCAGACAAAGUGCUCUUGUGCAGCACGUCCUUCCUCUGCGAGGCUGA